Messenger RNA from Phytophthora sojae, 1107 nucleotides. RefSeq lists its product as hypothetical. The transcript has 6 exons. Lineage: Eukaryota; Oomycota; Peronosporomycetes; Peronosporales; Peronosporaceae. The record is from RefSeq and is a predicted model, not a curated record. The coding region runs from base 1 to 1107 and encodes 368 amino acids.
AUGACAUACAACAAGAACUGCAGCUACACUGCUUACGCGACGUUCACCAGGGAAACCCUACUCAGAAUCUGCCCCGACGACGUGUGCAGAUGGAUGAACUACUGCGCGCUCGGCGAGCCAGACCCGAGUGGCGACGCCAAGCCUGUUCAUGGCAGAGACUUGACGCUAGAGUACGCAAAGAAGGCCUUAGAUGGUGGCCGAAUAGUAUGUCGGUUUCUGCAGGACGUGUUCAGCAAAGGCGAUUUUCACAAGCUGAAGCAGGGCAACUUGGGUACGCACAGUUUGUAUAAGGGUGCAGCAACGUGUGCGAGUUGGAGUGGGCUUCCGAAGGACAACAUCAAUCGCCACGGACGAUGGCAUGAUGUUGCUACUGCCGCGCUGGCCGGUCCUCUUGGGUCAUGCAUUUACGUGCUAAAAAAAGGUGUUCAAUCCGUCAUGGAUACGCUUCUAGUGGACCAAAUCACCAAAGAUGUUGCGCGAUUUUUGGCGUUGCCGCUGCCGUGGGCAUCACUUGUAAGCAACGGCAGCUUUAACUACAAACUAGUUCCAGCGGAAUUGAAGCAACGCGUUGUACAGGCGUACGCCAACGCAGGCGGAAACGCUGCAACUAAUCCUGUAAGACGCGUGCCGAUUCGCGUUUCCCGUGACGGAGCUCAGCUCGAGCUCAUUGAGCUGCAAGAUGGCGCCUCCGGCGCCUCAGAAGCAGCGCCCACCGAGCCAACUCAAGCAGAUACGUCGGCGGACAGCACCCGAAUGGAGUUUGCAGCGCUGCACACACAGGCUUUUGCCUCCUACGCCAGCUUAGCAGUAUUACCGAAGCAACACAAAGAUCUUUACGAGAUCUGGCAUGACUUUGCGUUCGGGCUCGGUGGAUCCAAAGCCGCGAAGCACUUCACUUCUGUCGAGCGAGGGCCUAACAAGUUCGUGUUCUCGCGCAGGAAAGCAUUCUGGGAUGUUGCCACCUACCUCGUCAGAGCGGGCUUCACCAGUGAUGUUGCUAUCGAUAAGGUGUAUGCUGCGUACGGCCGGCAGCGCUCAGUGACAGGUAUUCUUCUUCAGAUGCGCUAUGGCCGUAAGCAUAGCGGUCAUCCUGAGCUCGGCGAGUAG